Hyposmocoma kahamanoa is the source of this 987-nucleotide messenger RNA. RefSeq names its product mitochondrial thiamine pyrophosphate carrier-like. Bases 1 to 912 code for a protein of 303 amino acids. NCBI's taxonomy places the organism in Eukaryota, Metazoa, Arthropoda, Insecta, Lepidoptera, Cosmopterigidae. The record is from RefSeq and is a predicted model, not a curated record. Gene Ontology annotation, molecular function: thiamine transmembrane transporter activity. The transcript has 6 exons. Gene Ontology annotation, cellular component: mitochondrial inner membrane. Gene Ontology annotation, biological process: thiamine pyrophosphate transmembrane transport.
AUGGUUGGAUAUUAUAAAAAUGAGUCACUUACACCACAAGCAAAAUUCGCUGCUGGAAUAAUAUCUGGGUUCGCCACAAGGAUCGUGGCUCAGCCUCUCGACGUGAUUAAAUUGCGAAUGCAACUCAUAAAGCUAAAGAAAAAUAGAAAUAUAAUUUCAACAGCAUUGAAGAUUCUUAGAGAGGAAGGUCCAACUGCUUUCUUCCAAGGACAUAUUGUUGGGCAGUUGCACUCCGUUAUAUGUGUAAGCAGCCAGUUCUAUUUUUACGAACUUAGUACAGCAGUCGUUUUAACCAGGAUCGAUGAAACACAUGCUUCUACUCUGGGCAACCCGUUAGAAGUGAUCCGCGUCCGGCAAAUGAUUAUUAAGGACCAGUACGGAGGCCUAAUCAAUGCUGCCAAAGCGGUGUACCGGUACGGAGGAAUAACAGCCUUCUACGAGGGCGUAAUAGCUAAUUGCCUACAGAUGGGUCCUCAAAUGGGUAUUACGUUUGCGGUGUUCAGUUAUUUACAACCGUUGCUGUUGAAUUAUUUGGCAGACUGUUAUAGUGAUUCCUGUAACUCCACUACGAGCAACCGCCACUCUGCUCAACACCUUCUCGUAGCUAGUUCCAUAGCGGGCUGUGCCUCUGGUUUAAUCGGCAAAACCUUGACAUAUCCUCUUGAUUUGGCUAAACGAAGACUUCAAGUAGGGAGUCACAAGAUGGAUAGAAAAUACAAUGUGCCCAGUACGUCGAGGCACUUGAUACGAUGCAAAAGUCUAACAAAAUGUCUCAAAGUAACUUUUGAAAAAGAGGGCUUGUAUGGGUUGUACAGAGGAUGGUUCGUUACGGUUACAAAAGCUCAGUUAACCAACAUUAUGGCGUUCACCACUUAUGAACUUGCGUGUUUCGCGUUGCGAGAAGUCACUUAGUUACAGCCUCCGUAGUGAUGAUAGUUUUUGCUGAUUGUACCCGAAAAAUAAAUCGUUCGUAAGACUUUAUUUGGA